This is a messenger RNA of Solea senegalensis (Senegalese sole), 3708 nucleotides long. It is a transcript of the gene phf10, whose product is annotated as PHD finger protein 10. Gene Ontology annotation, cellular component: npBAF complex. Bases 90 to 1568 code for a protein of 492 amino acids. NCBI's taxonomy places the organism in Eukaryota, Metazoa, Chordata, Actinopteri, Pleuronectiformes, Soleidae. The record is from RefSeq and is a predicted model, not a curated record. The transcript is spliced from 12 exons.
CGACGCGGUAAUUAAACUACUACUGAAAGCGAAGAAGAAGAAGAAAAGGAAGCUAAGCUAGCCCAACAUCGGGCUGCAUUUAGCGAAUUAUGGCGACUGUGCUCCCCAUCAGACCCCCGUGCGAUAGCAACCCCGCUACACCUGGAGCACAAUCCCUAAAGGAGGAUGUCAAUGAGGAAGAGUCCAACGAUGGAAGUCAGCCUCCCAAACGACGGAGGAUGGGUUCGGGGGACAGCUCUCGAAGCUGCGACACCUCUAGCCAAGACCUUGGCCCAACAUAUUUCCCAGCAGAGAACCUGACUGAGUAUAAGUGGCCGGCAGAUGACACAGGAGAGUAUUAUAUGCUGCAGGAACAGGUCAGCGAGUAUCUGGGAGUCACAUCAUUCAAGAGGAAGUAUCCUGAUAUGGAGAGAAGAGACUUGUCCCACAAAGAGAAGCUUUACCUGCGUGAACAGAAUGUCAUCACUGAGACACAGUGCACUCUGGGUCUCACAGCUCUGCGGAGUGACGAGGUGAUAGAUCUGAUGAUUAAGGAGUAUCCCUCCAAACACUCUGAGUAUUCAGUCAUUCUGCAGGAGAGAGAGCGACAGAGGAUAGCAAAAGAGUACUCUCAAAUGCAGAAUCAGCAGAAUCCUCAAAAGGUGGAGGCCAGUAAGGUUCCUGAGUACAUUAAGAAGGCAGCAAAAAAAGCUGCAGAGUUCAACAGUAACUUCAACAGGGAGCGAAUGGAAGAGAGGAGAGCUUACUUUGACCUUCAGACACAUAUCAUCCAAGUACCUCAGGGUCGGUUCAAAGUGCUUGCUCCAGAACUAACCAGGACGGGGCCCUACCCAGUGGCCCUUAUACCUGGACAGUUCCAGGACUACUACAAAAGAUACUCUCCCAAUGAGCUGCGAUACCUGCCGCUGAACACGGCUCUGUUUGAACCUCCACUUGACCCAGAGCUGCCUGCACUGGACUCAGAGCCUGACUCAGACGACGCAGAGGAUGUCAAAGACAACAAAAAGAAGAACUCAUCUGACAGUUCUUCAGGCAACACAUCAGAUGUAGAGAGCCAGGAGGGAGCAGGUGGACAGGGCCACAAGUCCAAGGCUAAAGACAGGACAUCUACGCCGGGCAAAGAGGGCAGCCUGCGCCAUUCAGCUUCCCACAAAGCCACCCCAGGUUACAAGCCUAAGGUCAUUCCCAAUGCUAUAUGUGGCAUUUGCCAGAAGGGUAAAGAGGCAAACAAGAAAGGCAAACCUGAGGCUCUCAUUCACUGCUCCCAAUGUGAUAACAGCGGUCACCCGUCGUGCUUGGACAUGAGUGAGGAGCUGGUGCGCGUGAUCCAGACGUACCGUUGGCAGUGUAUGGAGUGCAAGACCUGCACCGUGUGCCAGCAGCCACACCACGAGGACGAGAUGAUGUUCUGCGACAAGUGCGAUCGCGGAUACCACACGUUCUGUGUGGGUAUGGACUCCAUACCUACUGGACUUUGGGUUUGUGAAGUGUGCGACAAAGAUUUCACCACACCCAAAAAGAAGGGAGGAGUCAAAACACCCAAGAAGACUAAGUCUGCUCAAAAAUGAUCCACGACAUCUUAAAACACAACACAUGGACCAGAUCCUACACAACUGCUCUGUCAUGAUUUCUGUCAAGUAUAAAAGACCAGAUUCUAUUUUUCAAAAGCUUUUGUUUAUAUGGUCAACAGUAUUCUAAUAUUGACUGCAUUAAUAAUCAGAAUAAGACAUUAACUACUUUAACCUGAAUAAAGUCAGACUCAAUAUAGCCAGUAGUCAGAUUAAAUUGUACUACACAUCUUGAUCUGAUUCUAACAUCUAAUCUGAGUUUCCACAGCAAUGGUUGUCAACUGUGCCCAUGUAAACAGGAAUAUGAUGGAAUAUUCUUUAAGCAAGUCAUGUUAACAUUAUAAUUUGUCUAAUUCAGGUAAAUGUCAGUAUUCAGAUUAUUGUAGUCCAUGUAAACAGAAUUGUGAUCCAGAAAUAAGCAAAAGUGUAGCUGUCUACUAAAAGUCACAAACUUGAAUAAUUUGUGUGAAAGCCUUGAUGGUUUUCAGUAGAUAAGCCCCUAAAAACAUAGUCAUUGUUUUCCAUCUUCAAGCUCAAUUUAAAUGUUGAAUGUUUGAUCAACUGCUAAUGUUUUGUGGUCAAAGCCACAGAUUGGGCAUUGACCUUAUCAUAGCAACUGUGUUCUGUAGACACCACACAAACAUUAUAUUAACAGCUAAACUGCUCACUUUUAUGCAGUGUUGUGUUACUGGAGACCUGGACUCAGAUUUCAGGACCUGUGACUCGACUUGUACUUGAGCACUGAUGACUCGGACAUUAACUGCAUUCAAGUUUGAAGAUGGUGACUCCUCAUUUUGUUUUGUUUUUAUUAUUAAUUUGGCAUACAGUAAGGAAGUACAGUAUCACUUUAAUUAAUGCUGUUAUAAUUCUACAACGCAGCUAAAUAUUAACAUGUGGGCAUGUGGAUUUGCAAGAGCAGGUACAUGCAUCUACUGCCUACAGUUUUUUAAGGACCAUUGUGUAGGAUUUAUUGGCAUGUACUGUAGGGGUUGCAUAUUGUAACCAUGUGAAUUGUUUGCAAACAGACAUGGCAGUAUAACAUGGUAAACUCCACGGAAGAGGACGAGCCCCUGAUGUAAUACACAGGACACAUUCCACUGAACUAAAACACAACUGUUCUUAAUAUUCAUAUACUUAUUAAAAAACAAAAUUAUAAAUAUAGAAUUCCUGUUAAUAAAGCACUCAAUUAUAUACAUUGAACCUAAAGAGACACUGUGUACACAGAUUUUACAUUGAACUCCAAUUACACAGUAAGUAAACCCUUUUAAAUACUGACUGAAGUGUUUGAUUUGUGUUUUUUUUUUUCAAAAACAAAACAAAUGUGCGUGUCAGCUUUUAAGUGGAGCACUGGAAGCCAUCUUGGAACUCAGACUCAACCUUAAUGACUUGGACUCAGGUAAUGAAACUCAACUCGGAACUUAAGGGAUUUAUAGCUGGACUUGGACUUGAGGUGCUGUUACUCGACUAUAACUCUGCCACUAUCAGUAUCGGUGUGGUCCUACUUAGUUUAACGUGUAGGAUGUUUGAUGGCAAAUCCAAAUGGUGCUUUUCUUUUGAUCCAUUGCGACUGAAACAAUCAGGUUUGCUGAUGUCAUUUUGUUUCAGUUGCCAUUCAAAACAUUUUGUAUAUUUUUGUGUCUCUACAGUUGUAUUAACAUUAAUUUAAAAAGGCAGGUCAGUAAAGAUCAGCCGUAAAUUGUCUUAUUGGAUUAUUAUGACUUGUGCUUGUGAGCCUUUGUAAUGAAAUUUAAAUGAACAGACACUGGCUGUGCUUGACAUCACAGCUGCAACAGUUUUCAGGUAUUUAUGUCUAUCUCAACUCCUCACAUCACGUAACCACUGAUUUGUCGUAAAGCAGAAUUGCAAUGGAAUUUGUAUCUGUCAUUUACCAUUAUUCAGCUGAUGUUUUUGCAAGCAUCUUAAAUGUUAUGUUUCUUUGUAUUUUUUUACUUUGUAUUGUCCUGCAGUGAGCAGAUUUUUUUUGAUAAAGUUGUCAUAGUCACUGAAUUUCGAAGUGUGCUUCUCAAUAAAAGUCUACUUUUAAAAGUGAGUUCAUCUGUAAAUUAUAUAUAAUUGAAUCUCAGUCAGUUUAAUAACCUGCUGUGUGAAUUUUAUUCUCAAUAAAAUGAAAGGCACAUGG